Molecule: messenger RNA, 805 nt
Organism: Helianthus annuus (common sunflower)
Lineage: Eukaryota; Viridiplantae; Streptophyta; Magnoliopsida; Asterales; Asteraceae
Product: protein CURVATURE THYLAKOID 1A, chloroplastic
Exons: 5
Coding region: 105-599 (164 amino acids)
Cellular component (GO): chloroplast thylakoid membrane; thylakoid
Source: RefSeq, a predicted model, not a curated record
ACUUAUUGCGUGAAGCACAUGGUUAGUUUCCUUCCUUUGCUAAUAAAAAGUUGGCCGAUACUCCGAUAUUACCACCAGGUCAACUCACUUCCGAUCACACACACAUGGCAACUUCUUCUUCAAUGGCACAAUCUAUCUUUGCAACUUCAUCAUCAACGACGCCGUUUCAUAGCCGUUCUUCUUUGCCUAAUCUUCCUCUUCUACCUCCUUCAGCUACUUCUCUGUUUAAAGCUUCCUCUAAGCUCCAGAUUUCAGGAUCCAGAAGAUCGGUAUCAUAUCGCAUUAAGGCAUCUUCAGAAGAUUCAUCCGAAACGUCAGAAGUCGGGGAAGUCUUCUCGGGCUUGAAGGAAAAAUGGGAUGCAAUUGAAAACAAGCCCAUGGUUGUUAUCUAUGGUGGAGGAGCAGCUCUUGGUCUAUGGUUAUCUGCUACAGUUGUUGACGCCAUCAAUGGAGUUCCUGUGAUCCCCAAGUUCUUGGAACUAGUAGGGCUUGGAUACACCGGAUGGUUCAUCUAUCGAUAUCUUCUAUUUAAGUCAACUAGAAAGGAGUUAGCCGAUGAUAUUGAAGCAUUGAAGAAGAAGAUUAUCGGAUCAGAAUAAAGGUUGGUGAUUGCUUACAGGUUUCCCUGUCUACCUUAAGGUUAUAUUGUUGAUACAAAGUUGUUCAUAUGCAUCACAUCCUGUACUAUGAAGUGUGUUAAUUUGUGUUGUCAUAUGUGUUUCCUCUUUUUUUUUUUUUUUUUUUUAAUCAUGCUGUAAAUAUGCUCUAAUUUUAUUGGAAUAAAUUAACAACUUGAUGAUGUUUA